CGGAAGUAUUAUUCGUACCAAAGAAGAUCCAUGUCAGCUCCCUCCGCUGAUCGGCUACAAGCAUAACGGCUGUUACUUGAACCCUGGUCCGUCUAGCCUUCCCCACAGGCUUGCUUUUUCUGCAUGUCGGAGUCCCGCGGUGAUAAGAGAGCUAUUCGGUCCUGUUAAGAUGCUUCUCUAAUGUUUGUGCCCGUCUAUUCUUGCUUCUCAAAAUUGUUGUCUUCGUGAACUGACUGAAUGACAAUGCCGUCGGUAGCAAUCCAUCGUUUUAGAACAUUGGAGCCGAAAAUACACCAUCUUUGUGAUGCCGUGAACAUCGCAGACAAUUUAUUUAACCACGCUAGUCUAUACGGUCACUUCCUGCAGACUGACUACACGUCAAACUUUGAUGGUAAUACAAGCUCAAACUCACACGAUACAAACUACGACCCACCACCUUUGAUAAACCUCUCUGUUGCGCCAAAUUCUAGAUUUUCCACUAUGGAGCCUCUAUCUCGAGAAGAACUGGAACGUUUCCAGAAACUCUCAAAUGAAUAUGAACCCGACGUACAGGGCCCUUUAGUUUCCGCAAAACAAACCAGCCGAACAAUUGCUGCUGAAUACUCAAACGCCGACCCAACAUAUGUCACCAAAACAAAUGCUCUUGCGGUAACGCAUCCUUUUACACGAGUAAUGAAGGGAGAUGGGAAUUGUGGAUGGAGAGCGGUUGCAUUUGGCUACUUUGAAAACCUCUUUAUUCUCCGCGAUACAGUAAAAGUUCAACAAGAACUCGCUCGAAUCAAGUCUAUGAACAGCAUGCUCGACCAAGUGGGACAUCAAGAAUAUCUGUAUGAGACUUUUGUGGAUGCUACGGUGGAGACCUUUAAUCAAGUCAUUGACUCGAUAAAUAAAGGCGUGCCCGAUGAAACCUUCUUGGUGAACAUCUUCAACGACUUUAACGAGUCUAUGUCUAUUAUCACACAUUUCAGGCUUCUCACUAGCUCUUGGAUGAAAAUUAAUCACGUCCGAUACCAAGCAUUCCUCUCCACCCCUCUCGAUCAAUAUUGCGCUACUCAAAUCGAACCUACAAAAUCCGAGAUUGAUGAAGUUGGACUACAGGCACUUGUAGAUGGAGUCAUCGAACAGUCCGGUAUUGCUGUCGAGAUUCUCUAUCUGGACCGGAGUCAGGGCGAUGCAGUUACUCCGCAUCUUUUGUCGCCAAGCAGACAAACCUCUGCGACCAUCAAGCUCUUAUAUCGCCCCGGCCAUUACGAUAUUUUGUACUCGGCAGAGCCCACUAUCCAUAUGUCACCUGUGGUGAAUUAUCAAUAUGGAAUGUCAAUGAAUUACACCCCAUGGGAUGAAGGAGCGCUGCCUUUUGAUGUCAACCCGCAUCUCAUGUCGAUUCCGGGGUUGAUGAUGGACCCAUCUCCGUAUACUCCUACGUCGAGCUCCAUGUUGCCGCCGUCUUCGCAAGGUUACAUGCCAUCGCCUCCACAGCACGACUAUUAUUCUCCAUCCAUGAGUCCUUCAGUGCCGACCACCGUGUCUUCUCCUACUCCUUCAACUCUUCCACUAAGCCCGGUCCAAAACAAAUCGAACGAUGGACCUCAGAUUAGACUGAAUCCACUUGUGAUGAAACAAAACCUUAGCCACUCGCUUCCAGUUACCACUCCCUUUAAGAACAGCUCCCCGUACAAUCAAGCACACUUUCUCAACUCAGACUUCGAGCCGAUCCAUUGGGAACCAAAUGAAGGACGUAAGUAGGAUAUUAGUUACGAUGAUCACCCGAACAUCGAAGCUCAAUUUUCAUGGGCACAUUAUUUGCGAACAUCUAUCACUCGAUCGAGCUGUCUGGCGGUAUGGUAAUUAUG
Talaromyces proteolyticus is the source of this 1853-nucleotide messenger RNA. RefSeq names its product putative ubiquitin thiolesterase. Lineage: Eukaryota; Fungi; Ascomycota; Eurotiomycetes; Eurotiales; Trichocomaceae. Gene Ontology annotation, biological process: protein K48-linked deubiquitination. The coding region runs from base 238 to 1746 and encodes 502 amino acids. The transcript is spliced from 7 exons. The record is from RefSeq and is a predicted model, not a curated record. Gene Ontology annotation, cellular component: nucleus. Gene Ontology annotation, molecular function: ubiquitin binding; cysteine-type deubiquitinase activity.